This is a messenger RNA of Lottia gigantea (owl limpet), 4858 nucleotides long. RefSeq lists its product as hypothetical. The transcript is spliced from 4 exons. Gene Ontology annotation, biological process: positive regulation of GTPase activity. The record is from RefSeq and is a predicted model, not a curated record. NCBI's taxonomy places the organism in Eukaryota, Metazoa, Mollusca, Gastropoda, Lottiidae. Bases 45 to 2978 code for a protein of 977 amino acids. Gene Ontology annotation, molecular function: GTPase activator activity.
CCCUGCCCUCAAAACACACAAGUUUCGCAAACUUCCACGUGAAAAUGGUGCCUGAAGACGAAAGUGAAGUGUUCGAAAUAACCGAUUUCACAACAGCUUCUGAUUGGGAACGGUUCAUAGCCAGAUUUGAGGAAAUUCUUCAUGAAUGGAAAUUGGUCAACAGAGGGUACCUCCCUCCAGUUAAAAAGGGUGAUUUUGCAUCCUGUAAUUGGGAUGAAAAAUGUGAUGAAUUGCAAUUUGCUGAUUUUAAAUUCAAAGUGACAUACAUGGUGUUGAAGUCUCAUAAUGCCACAACUAAAAAUGCCAAGGAAGUGAAAGAAGAUGAAAAUGAACAAGAAGAUGAAGGAGAAGGAACACCUACCGUUUUCUCAGAUCUGAUGAACAUGGAAAAUGAUUUUCCAUUCCGUGCACAUUGUUUAUCUCGAUGGUAUGGUCUCCAAGAAUUUUUAAUCAUCACCCCAGCUUCCAACACUGAUGCCAUUGACAGUGAAAGCAGGUCAAAAUUACUCUUGAGUUCUGCUUCAGUGGCGUUGAAUAACACUGGCUGCACCAUACCAGUUUAUGUACAAAUUCAGCAAAGAUGGCGGAAGCUGUACUCAGGUACUGCUAUAGUACCCGGAGCAAGUGUGGAGUUCGAGAUGAUUCACUUAAAGAAAACGCCUCCCCAAUAUAAUCAUUUAGCAGGACUUUUAGACGUUUUUAAAUCUAAACUUGGCUGUGUCUAUAUCUCCAUGCCUCCAGUGUCAGUUUCUGUUCGAUUUACAUACAUUUUACAAGAAUGGAUCCAUUGUCCCUGGCCUCAAGAACCGCCCGAUUUUUCUACCAUAUCUGAAUGUGAUGUUGGUUGUACAAAUUUUGGAAACCUGCCUUUUGGGGCGUGUGUGGAUCCCAUCAGUGAAUUGAAUUUAUCGUGUACGUGGCCAAGUUUAUCAGAGGAUAUGAUAGUGGAAAACAAUGUUUAUUCUGAUUUGGAUCCUCUACAAGCACCACAGUGGUCGGUAAAGCUGACAAUGACAGAAGAUGCUCAAUGUCUUUUGGGUGAAUAUCUCAGAGAAUUUUUGAAACUGAGUCAACAUACAGAAACAACUGAUGAACUUUUGGGAAAUGCUUUGGAUGAUUCUGAUAAAGACCAAACUGACAUUAGUCAGGCUUUACAGCGCCUCACAGAGCCAGCCGUGGGCUACAACAUCCCGACCCUCGGCCAUGUUGUUUCUUCAGCUACAACCAAAUUGAAAAUGAAACCCGAGGAAGCACCAAUUCCUGGAGAGGUCUUGAAUGAAAUUCUUCUCUACCUUUUCCCUGAUGCUAAAAAAUCGGAUGAAAAAUCUGAAGGGAAGGACAGAGAGUCUGCCGAGAAGAGUACAAGAAGUUUAAAGUUGAUUGAGGAUCUUGGAAAGCAGCUAAAAUCCUCCCCAGUUGAUGGUUUGAGUCAUCGACUUGCUAUUUGUUUCUGUUUAGUGAACCACAAUCAAGGAGGAUUGAGGGCAGUGGCUCAUCUAUGGCAGGAGUUCGUCCUGGAGAUGAGAUACAGAUGGGAAAACAACUACUACAUCACUGGUGUGGAACAUGGGCAACCCAAUAUGAAGUCUAGCAUUCUUCAUCAAAAGCUUCAAAUGUUGAACUGCUGUAUUGAAAGGAAAAUCAAGCGAGAGAGCUCUAGACCACAAUCUCCUACCUAUCAAAGAAGACCACGGUCCACCAGUCCACAGGCUUUAUCUUCUGGCUCUGGUGACUCCGAGAAUCGUAAAAGAGUUGAGAGUGGUGGAAGCUCCAGUGACGAAGAGUUUUUUGAGUGUGCUGAGAAGGAAGAUGAAGUGGAUGAAGGGAACCAGGAUUCUUCUGCUUCAGAAGCUUUCUCUGACACCACUCCUCAUUCCCACAAACCAGAGGGUCGUCUGGCCCCCAUCAAAGACAUGAAACUCCUGAAUUCCAGAGAACAGAUGUAUAUUCCAAUUACUCAAGAACCUUCUCCAAUGACCGAAGACAUGCUUGAAGAACAUGCUGAAGUCUUGGCCAAGCUUGGAUCCUCAGCUGAAGGUACCCAACUUAGAGCCAGAAUGCAGAGUGCCUGUCUUUUGUCAGAUAUGGAAUCCUUCAAAGCAGCCAAUCCUAACUGCACCUUGGAUGAUUUUGUGCGAUGGUACUCUCCCAGAGAUUACAUCACUGAAGAAGUAGAGAAUGAAAAUGGUGAAAAGGUCAUCAAAGGUCAAUUGAGUUCAAGGAUGAAGAUUCCUGGUAACAUGUGGGUAGAAGUCUGGCAAGGCGCCAAACCAAUUCCUGCUCGCAGACAGCGUCGGUUAUUUGACGACACUAAAGAAGCAGAAAAGGUUCUUCAUUUUCUAGCAGCAAUGAAGCCAGGCCAAGUUGUUCUGCAUCUUAUGCCGAUGUUAGUUCAUGCGGCCAUUUUGAAAGUGAUUGAAAAUGAGGAUCAAGAUACUGAAAAUCUAAAGACUCUUCUGGAUCAAGUGAUUAACAAAGCUGCAAAAGUGACCAGAAGUCCUGUGUUGGACACCAGAAAGUAUGAGGAUUUGGUCCGACUGAUUGAGCUCUCGGAAACUGUGAUCGCAAGGGCUAAGUCGUUAAAGACUAAGUUCACCAUUGAUUUACUGGAUAUGCCGACUGCUGACGAGGAACUUGAAACUUUUGUGAACAGUCUGUUGAAACAGCCGGAAGUAAUGGUUCGAGGUGGUCCAUGUGGACCUGCAGGAUCCAUCAUUCAUAAACUCUUCACUGCUGCACAGCGAGCGUCACACAUGCUCCUGGACGAUGAGGAAGGGGACAUUAAUCUUGAGGAUCUUCAAAAACCGACCAGCUCUGUGCCAGAUUUUCCUCCUCCUUCAGCUAGAGAGUAUAUUUUACGUGCAAUGGUUCCCCGACCGGCUCCGUACUCGAGAGUCUUGCCUCAGAAGAUGUACUGUGUGCUAGUCGAUGACUUUAGAUUGGCGGGAGCUUUUUCUAGUGACACAACCUUUCAGUGAUAUUUUUAAACUUGCAUUUUUAGACACCUUUUAAAUCCUUGCUUCCUGUGAAAAGUGCAAUUAGAUUUUAAGUUCCUUGGACUGCACCUUUGUGGCCAGAAUCAUGGAUGUCUCACAAUUAAGAAACUUUAGUGAAUAGUGCGAGAGCAACCUAUUCCUUAUAUUUUAAUUUGCUUUAUGGUAAUAAUUCUAAUAAGGUAUUUUGAUAAGGGUUUUGUAUUUAAUUUAGAUCUCAUGUUUUUGAUUUGCUGAAAACUCUACAUAUUCAAACCAAUCCCGGAAAAGUAUUGGUAGUUUGGUUUAUGGCUCAAAGAGUUCAGUUGUGCAUAUGAUAGUAUCUUAAAAUAUACUACUGUAGUUUGCUUGUCAUAGGCUAUUUUAUUAACCCCCAAAUUGCCAAAUUUUGCAUUUCUGUAAUAUUAAUGUAUGAUAAACAGGGUUAAGAUUUGUUUGCAUGUUAAUAUGUAAUUGCACUGAAAGAAACAGGGUUAAUUUUCUUUUUUUCAAAUUUAUUUUGUACAAGGAUAGUAAGGGUUCAAUAAUAAUGAAAUAUAAAUAGAAAAGAUUAACGAUACAUGGAGCUUGCUGAUGGCAUCAUCACUAUGUCAUUACGACAUCUAAUACCUUGACACCAUUAGGCACUUUUCUAGUAUCGAACAAAUUCGUGAAUGCAGCUAUUGGAUUGUAAACUAAGGAAUACAGCCAAUCAGAGCCCUAUCUAAGGACAAUAAACACAGCUUAUUUGUUUACAGGCUUUCUGUCCAGUGCUCUGAUUGGCUGUAUUUACCACUGUCUGAGCUAUUCUGUAUUUUUAGGGUCAGAUAUUAAUUUAUUGUUAUGUUUGGAAUAAAUCUCUAAAUAUAUUUGAAUUUUUCUUUUGUUAGCUCUGUACUUUUCAAUCAGGCAUCUGUGGUUCUUGUAAUUCCACUUAAACAAGGUAAGCAUUUUAUGACGUCACUUUUUACAUAAUAUUAAAAGAAGGUAACGCUUGAUGCUUAAUUUUAGUUGAAUUUGAGUGGUGUCCUUCGUACACAUAAAAAGUUUAUAAAAUUUCAUAUCAAUCCCUUUAAGUAUCUGUGUGGAACAAUGCAUUUAAAAAAGACACUUUUUUAGUCUAUAUUUUAUUGUGAAUAGUGAUACAGUACAUAUAUACAAUUAAAAAUAUAAAUUUCAGUUUAAGUGCAAGCCAGCUUUAAACUCACUAAACUAAAUAGAAUUUUUCCUUUUAAGCAGAAAACUUAGAUGGAAUUCCAUGCUGCAUAAUGAAGUCAUCUGAUUUGGUUGAUAAACUCCUAAGCUGCAAAAUAAAGCCAUUUGAUUGGGUAAUAAAACUGAAUGAGAACCAUCCAAUCAGGUGAAUGUAUUAAGACCCUCUUGAUUAAGCUUUUAUGAAAUUGGUAUAAAUUAAAAGUAAAUUUUGAAAUGAGACUAUAAAAUAAAAUAUUAGCACUGAAUCUAACUAAAAAUUGGGUCUAAAACUAUGUUGCACACAAUAAUUUCUUUGGUUCGUACUAAAAAUAAAUCAAAUUUUAUAAGUAUCCUGAAAGCGAUUCCUACGAUUAAUAAAUCGGUACCAAACCAUUGUUUCUUGAAAGAUUAUGAUUACAAGAAAUAGUUUUAAAUCAUGGGAUUCAGUUGAUUUACCAGCUGAUUAGCCGACAUUAUAGCUAUCCUUUACAUUUUUCUAAAUAAAAAUCUGACAUCUGGCUUGUCUACAAUUCAUUAUAACACACUGGAGGUGACAUGUCCUUAAAUAGAUAUCAUUGAUCAGGCCAAAGAAUACACAUGCAGACAUGUAUUUAUUUUAUUUGUACAUUAACUAAAUGCCAGAUUUUUGUUUGAGAGAUUAGAUCGUGUCUGUUAAAUUAAAAAUAUUGAUC